Messenger RNA from Arachis stenosperma, 519 nucleotides. RefSeq names its product protein ALP1-like. Lineage: Eukaryota; Viridiplantae; Streptophyta; Magnoliopsida; Fabales; Fabaceae. The record is from RefSeq and is a predicted model, not a curated record. Bases 1 to 519 code for a protein of 172 amino acids. The transcript has 2 exons.
AUGAACUUUGUGUACGUACUUAGUGGAUGGGAAGGAUCCGCUUCGGAUUCAAGAAUCCUUAGAGAUGCCAUUUCACGUCGUAAUAACCUCAAGAUACCAAUUGGAAAUUAUUAUUUAGUAGAUGCGGGUUAUACUAACUGCAAGGGAUUUCUAGCACCAUAUAGGCAUACUCGAUAUCACGUUCAAGAAUGGGCUCAUGGUAGAAAUGCUCCUAGGAAUUUUCGAGAAUAUUUUAACAAGAAUCACUCUUCGGCUAGAAACAUUAUUGAGCGCUGUUUUGGUUUAUUGAAGAAGAGAUGGGCAAUUUUGAGGAGUCCUUGUUUCUACAAAAUUAAGACACAAAAUAAAAUAAUUAUUGCUUGUUGUCUACUGCAAAACUUUAUUCGGUUUAAUAUGGAAUUCGACCCUGAAGAGGACACACUUCUAGAAGAGGAGCAAAUGCUUAUUGGAGAUGAUCAUGGUGGUAAUGAAGAUGGCGAUAAUGACAUGAUUGAGAGCAUAGAGGGCAGCAACGAUUGA